UUCAGUUAAAACAUUUCUGCAUAUCCCCAAUGAUCACUCCUCCCCCAACACUUUCUCAAACCCAAACCCUUCAAUCUCCACCAACAAAUAAAAACUUCAAAACUCAUGGAACCACAAUCACACCAAUACCCUAACACAAAUCCUAACCCUAACCACCUACGAUCGUACGGCAAUGAUCGCACAACCACCGCAACAACCGCGGAAAUGGACCGGCAACCGUCACACCACCACUCCGACACCGGCCGCACCGCCAGCGAACUUCCGGCACUCGAUUGCAACCUCACGUCACUCUGCGAUCAUAUUCAAUCGGAAGGUUUUAAUCACGGAUCGUUUUCGGAUGUAAUUGUUAAGGCUAUGGGCGCUACGUAUCAUCUUCACCGUUUGAUUCUCUCUCGCAGCUCGUAUUUUAGGAACAUGCUUCACGGACCUUGGAAAGAUGCAAAUGCACCAGUUUUGACCUUGCAUGUGGAUGACAACAAUGUUAACAAGGAGGCGAUUGCUAUAGCUUUAGCAUACCUUUAUGGAUAUCACCCUAAACUUGAUGACAGUAAUGCAUUUCGUGUUCUUGCUGCUGCAUCUUUUCUUGACCUUCAGGAUUUAUGUGCAAUUUGCACCGACUUCAUUAUAUCCGAACUCUGGACUACAAAUUUCCUAGAAUAUCAGGUGUUUGCAGAGGGCCAAGAUUACGGCAUACAUGGAGAACGUGUGAGAAAUGCUUGCUGGGGCUAUCUUUGUCAAAGUGGUGCCAUGGAAUUGAAAGAAGUGCUUCCAAAACUUUCCGUUCAAACAUUGCAUGCGUUACUGACCUCUGAUGAACUGUGGGUCCCUAGUGAAGAGAAAAGGUUUGAAUUGGCUUUGUACGUCCUCCUCACAAAAGGUGAAUUUAGUAAAACACAACCUUCAGUACAAGCUGAUUUUUCUAGAGCAAAUGCGAAGAGUUUGACCAGUGACAGUAAUAAUCAAAUAACAUCUGAUUUAGCACGCGUGAGUUUAAAAGAUGAAGAAGGUCGUGACACUGCUCAAAACAUUUUAGUCGAGCUUGCAGACCAAGUCGUAGAUUCCCAAACACAAGUACAAGAAUCUGUAUGCAAUCAGUCAAACAGUCAAUCUACUGCUGAACAAACCACACCCUCUCGUUGCGCAAGUGAGAAUAACUACUCUUCCUCUUAUCAAGACUUGCCAACUGGUGGUGAUAUGGCGGCAAUGGAAGGGCCAUCUGAAGAGGGUACUUGUUAUCAAUUGAAUAAUCACAGCUGGCUCGGUUCGGGUCAAAGAUCUGGUAAUGGUAUGGACUGUAGCGAUGAUAUGUCAAAUGAAUGGGGAAGAUGUGGCAUGCCCAUGUCAUGGGGCGGCAGAAUUGUCGGCAGACGAGAAAGAAAAACUUGCGCUAAAUGGAUUUGUGGGUUGAACGGUGAUGAAUAUGACACAUUUGUUAGUAUUUUUGAAGGUGGUUCUCUUUUGUAUUGUAACAUGACUUUUGAGGCACUUUUAACUGUGAGAAAGCAACUAGAAGAAUUGGGCUUCCCCUGCAAAUCUGUUAAUGACGGUCUUUGGCUACAGACACUAUUGAGCCAAAGGGUGCAUGAAAUUGGUGCAGACACCUGCAAAAGCUGCUGUCUUGUUAGUAUGGCAUGCCAAUGCAGGCCACAGUACGGAUUUGCACGCACAGGUUAUUACAUGCAAGAUCAAGAACCAAAUUCCGCAACUACUGGUAUAGGAGAUAUUUAUUUUACCGAUUCAUCUCAAGGUGAAGUAAAUGGACCAUUUCGCCCUGUACGUGUGCACGUUCGGGGACCUAUUGAUGGGUUGGCAGGUAUCGGACGUGGGUCCACUUACGUACCGGCAGCCGCAUGGCCUCCAACACGUUUCGUCUUCUCUCGGGUCCCGUUUCAUAUGGGAAAUAGAAACGGUCAGCAGUCUCUCGGUAAUGAUGAUUCUGAAAAUAGAGGUGAUCAUAAUGGGGAACAUGGUGGUAAUGGGUUGACUGCUUUGGUUGGGCUCAGUCAAGGAAGUAGUAACACAGAUGAAGGGGAUGUUAGUGGGAGAUUAGCUGGAUGUUCGGUUGCGGGCCCAAGUAGCAGCGGUGUACCGGUGCAGAUGAUGGAUUCUUCUGAAAAUGGUCUUGGAGUUGAAUGGGAUAAUGAAAGUAGUUCUAUUUCAUUGGAUAUUAAAACCCCUUUAAGUCACUUCCCUCCCUUCCGCUUUGCCGUGGAAUUUCAGGAAGUUCAUCGGCUUAAUGAUGGACAAGUUAAACACUCUCCAGAGUAUUUCUAUGGUGGUUCUAUGUGGAAGGUAAGUGUUCAGGCAUUUAGUGAUGAAGAUCCUCAAGGACGCCGAACUCUUGGAUUCUUUCUUCACAGAAGGAAGGCAGAGAUACCUGAAUCGCUUAGAAAGGCUCAUAUGUACGUAGAUUCUCGUGAGAAGGUUACUGCUCGUUAUCAGCUAAUUUGUCCAUCAAAAAGAGAAGUAAUGGUGUUUGGGAGCUUCAAACAACCAGGAACCCUGUUACCCAAAGCUCCAAAAGGAUGGGGUUGGCGUACUGCGCUGUUGUUCGAUGAGCUCGGGGAACUUUUACAAAAUGGAGCCUUGAGGAUUGCUGCUGUAGUGCAGCUUAUAUGAGUUAGAUAUUGUAUCAAUAUAUAUAUAAUCAUUGAUGAAAUAGCAUCUAGAGAUUCCAGUAUUGGUCAUACAUUACUGGUAAUAAGAAAUUAUUACAAGUAACUUGACAAAUUUUACCCCCUAGAUGCUGGAAAAUUGGCUUAAGAGUAAGUCGACUGUUUUGUACUGAAGUUGUUUACAUUUUGAAGUAUGUAUAGUUGCACUUGUGUUUAGAAUCAGAUGUUAUUUAAUCCAUAUCACAGGUUGGAUUAA
Messenger RNA from Helianthus annuus (common sunflower), 2871 nucleotides. RefSeq lists its product as uncharacterized. Gene Ontology annotation, molecular function: protein binding. Bases 106 to 2619 code for a protein of 837 amino acids. The record is from RefSeq and is a predicted model, not a curated record. Lineage: Eukaryota; Viridiplantae; Streptophyta; Magnoliopsida; Asterales; Asteraceae. The transcript has 12 exons.